AAAAGCCAUGGAUGACACAAGGAAAUAUCGAGGCUUCAACAUUGACCUCGCUCAUAUAAAAUCGGCCCUGAAGGCUCAUCACUCCCUCUAAAACUAUGACCACUGAAUACCCCGUGCCUUGGGAGGCCCGUGCCGCGAAGAAGCGGGAAGACACUCUCGCAAAGAUUCCGGCAGAAUGGCGACUAAGUCCUGCCGACCUCGAACUUGCGGCCAAGCAGCGUGAUCUUACGGGUCCUUUCAUCGAGCGUUUUCUGGAGCCUGAGGUAAUCGAUAUCGUCAAAACGGACAGUGUCCCUCUGGUCAACGACAUAAGGGCUGGCAAGCGCUCGGCGGUAGAGGUCACGAAGGCGUUUUGCAAGACGGCGGCUAUUGCUCACCAGAUUAACAACUGUCUCCUCGAAAUCUUCUUCGACAUCGCCAUCAAGAGAGCAGAGGAACUCGAUGAGUAUCUCCGGGUAAACGGCAAGCCUGUCGGUUCUCUUCACGGCUUACCCAUCAGCUUGAAGGACCAAUUUCACGUCAAAGGCGUCGACACCACCAUGGGCUACGUUGGCUGGAUAGGAGGCAACAUGGGCAUCACCGACCCUACCAAGACACAUCAAGUCGAAAGCCAAAUCACCAAAGAGCUGCUAGCUUGCGGCGCCGUACUUUUCUGUAAGACCAGCGUCCCGCAAACUCUUCUCAUCGGCGACACCUACAACAACAUCAUCGGCCGCACGCUCAACCCUCACAACAACAACCUCUCCUGCGGCGGAUCAUCAGGAGGCGAAGCGGCGCUUAUGGCCCUGCGCGGGAGCACACUCGGCGUAGGCACCGACAUUGGCGGAUCGGUUAGGAUCCCGGCCGCGUUCUGCGGUAUCUUCUCCCUCAAACCGACUCCCGAGCGCCUGUCGUAUCGAGAUGCUGCGAACACGAACCCGGGGCAGAACACUUACCGCUCCACGCUGGGGUUUAUCAGUACCUCUCUUGACGGAUGCGAGCUUGCUCUUAAGUCUGUCUUGUCCACACGGCCAUGGUUGCAGGAUCCGGCCGUGGUGCCUAUUCCUUACCGACAGGACGUUUUCGAUGAUGUCUUGUCUCGUGCGGACACAAGGGGCAGGGCGAAGGCAGACCACCGACCGCUGAAGCUGGGUAUCCUGUGGAACGACGGCAUUGUCGAGCCUCACCCGCCUAUUCGCAGGGGAAUGGCAAUGGUCGCUGAGGCAGUGAAGAAGGCCGGACACAAGCUCGUGGACUGGAACCCGCCCUCCCACGCAACUGCUCUUAAGAUCCACGUAAGUUUUCCACCCAAACGCAGAACCUGUUCCCCUCCUCCCAAGCCCGCCCGCCGUCACCGUCACCGUCACUAACAACACACACACACAUGCUGCAGCACUCCUUCCUCCUAGCCGACGGCGCUCGCGAUGUCCACGACCACCUCCUCCUCUCCGGCGAGCCCCUGAUCGCCGACCUCCAAGCGUACUUCAACCUCCGAGACCCCAUCCCGCUACUCGAGUACCAGGCCUUGACCGUCCAAGGACUUGCGUGCGAGCAGGCCUAUUCGGAUUACUGGAACUCCAUGUCGGGAGGAGAUGACGGACAGGAAGUCGACGCCGUCAUCAUGCCCGUCGCGCCGCACGCCGCCGUGAUUCCGGGAAAGUAUAAUCACCUUGCUUAUACCGAGGUUGUUAACUUGCUGAAUUAUAGCGCGGCGGUGAUUCCGGUUACGAAGGCUGAUAGGGGGGUGGAUGGGGCUGAUGAGAUGUAUACGCCGGUGAAUGAGGUUGAUAGGGCGAAUUGGGAGUCUUAUGACCCGGAAAUCUACCAUGGUGCGCCGGUGGGGGUGCAGAUUGUUGCGAGGAAGUUUGAGGAGGAGAAGGUAUUGGGUAUUGCGAAGGUGGUGCAUGCCGCGCUUUUGAAUGCCCAGUCUGCUUGAGGUUGCUGAGGAGGUGCUGGACUGCCGUCUUGGUCAUCGGAGCCGGCGGCAUCGAUAGUCGUGGUUUGGCGAGAUCUUGAAGGAGAGCCAACAGGGUGG
Molecule: messenger RNA, 2014 nt
Organism: Neurospora crassa OR74A
Lineage: Eukaryota; Fungi; Ascomycota; Sordariomycetes; Sordariales; Sordariaceae
Product: general amidase GmdA
Exons: 3
Coding region: 96-1349 (417 amino acids)
Source: RefSeq, a predicted model, not a curated record